Molecule: messenger RNA, 364 nt
Organism: Podospora bellae-mahoneyi
Lineage: Eukaryota; Fungi; Ascomycota; Sordariomycetes; Sordariales; Podosporaceae
Exons: 2
Coding region: 1-237 (78 amino acids)
Source: RefSeq, a predicted model, not a curated record
AUGGCGCACGCCAAAGGCGGCUUUGGCAUGAAUUUAACAAUCGACUCGGACGAAGCCGGGCCACAUGUAGCUGCCGUCGUUGAUUACGACGGUCCCAACGGGCUGGUGGCGAUUGAUGGGGAAUUCGUAGCGACUGUGUACCAGAAGAGCACGAGCGGGAUGCGGCUGCAUUUGAGUGAGAAGGUGUACACUAUGAGAGAGUUUCCGAGGGCGAGGUGGAUUCAUAAGAUUACGUGAGGGUUGGCUUGGGGAGUUGAAGAAGGUCGGUCAUGCCAAAUAGCAGUUUUCUUUUUCUUUGCUUUUCGGUCACGACGUAUUCAUUGAAGUGCUUUUACCAUGUCAGCAUUAGGAGGCCGAGUCGCGC